GACCAUGCCACACCACCGAGGCUAUCUCCGGUUACUGGCUGCUUUCUGCCUCACCUUCCUCUUCCUCACGUUCACCGCCUCUUAUAAGCCUGUCAUCGUUGUCCAUGGCCUGUUUGACAGCCCUUCUGACUUCCAGCUCUUGCUUAAUUUCAUCAAUGAGACUCAUCCGGGAACCAACGUUUCAGUUGUGGAUUUGUUUGACCGAACUGAAAGCCUGAAAUCUCUAUGGAUGCAAGUGGAGGGGUUCAGACAAGCGAUUUACCCUAUUAUGCAGAAUGCUGUUGAUGGGGUCCACCUUUACUGCUACUCACAAGGAGGACUUAUUUGUCGUGCUCUGCUCUCUACGAUGCCCGACCACAAUGUGGACACCUUCAUCUCUCUCUCCUCCCCGCAAAUGGGGCAAUAUGGGGACACCAAGUACUUGAAGUGGCUCUUUCCACACUACAUGAAGAGCAACCUCUACCGCCUCUGCUACACACAGCUGGGUCAAGAUGUCUCCAUCUGUAACUACUGGAAUGACCCACACCACAGAGAUCUUUACCUCAACAAUAGCAAUUUCUUGGCCGUGUUGAAUGAUGAGAGACUUCACCCCAAUGCAAGUGCAUGGAAGAGAAACCUUUUGCGCAUCCGCAAGCUGAUUCUGAUCGGCGGCCCAGACGAUGGGGUCAUCAUGCCCUGGGAAUCCAGCAUGUUUGCCUUCUAUGAUGUUAAUGAGACGGUGAGGGAAAUGACAUCUCAGCCGGUCUACCUCCUCGACACGUUUGGCUUGAAGACCCUGGACGCGCGCGGCGACAUUGUUUUCUGCAAAAUGGCCAAUGUUUCUCACACGAACUGGCACGCCAACCGCACCGUGUAUGAUACCUGCAUUGCCAAAUGGCUGACGUAGCUGGCCGAGGC
Protobothrops mucrosquamatus (brown spotted pit viper) is the source of this 897-nucleotide messenger RNA. RefSeq names its product palmitoyl-protein thioesterase 2 (gene PPT2). The record is from RefSeq and is a predicted model, not a curated record. Gene Ontology annotation, cellular component: lysosome. Lineage: Eukaryota; Metazoa; Chordata; Lepidosauria; Squamata; Viperidae. Gene Ontology annotation, molecular function: thiolester hydrolase activity. The coding region runs from base 5 to 886 and encodes 293 amino acids. The transcript has 8 exons.